Molecule: messenger RNA, 552 nt
Organism: Cylicocyclus nassatus
Lineage: Eukaryota; Metazoa; Nematoda; Chromadorea; Rhabditida; Strongylidae
Source: the annotation of a GenBank genome assembly
AUGGUUGACUGUAGUUGGAGAAAAAUAGUGGCAAGAAGUACUAGGUCCCGAACCUCGCAAGUACCCAAACUUGUUCUGGGAUCUUCCCUUAACUGCAGCGUAGAUCUUCAUAACGACGAUCUUUGCGUGCGCAUUCGGAAGAAAUGUCACAAAUUUGGUAAAGAACGUCAAAAUCCUCGCUUCAUAACAUUACGCAAACAACCUUGCCGUCAUCCCGAGCGAGGACUGACCACCUUGCGAAUCUUUCUUCGUAGAAUACUAAGGUGGAUCUUUGUCGAAAUCUGAGUGAGCCGAGAGGGCAUUAUUUGGAUAUCCCUCCUAAGCGUAUGACACUUUGGGCGAUAACAUCCGCCUUGGUUUGCGAAAUGAUUGAAUAUGGUGUUUGGAGGAUGUUUAGAGGUGUCCGGGCUUCAAUUUACCAUGAGACGUACUGGAUAUCCUUAGCGAAGAAAAAGAUCUGCUGUUCAUGCUUAGAGAUGCUGUAUAUGAGAGAGUAUCAGAGUUUGUAAUGGGAGAAAUUUACAGUUUUAAAGAAAGAAAGUGUAGGGAAUU